Molecule: messenger RNA, 3341 nt
Organism: Pteropus alecto (black flying fox)
Lineage: Eukaryota; Metazoa; Chordata; Mammalia; Chiroptera; Pteropodidae
Gene: VPS35
Product: VPS35, retromer complex component
Exons: 17
Coding region: 1-2520 (839 amino acids)
Biological process (GO): intracellular protein transport; retrograde transport, endosome to Golgi
Cellular component (GO): retromer complex; late endosome; retromer, cargo-selective complex
Source: RefSeq, a predicted model, not a curated record
AUGGCUGCGUUCCGGGUGGAUCCAGCAUCUGGAGAACUGGAUGAGCCGCGGGAGAGGCUGAGGCCGAGGCCGCGGCCGGGUCAGAGUUGCUCGAAGAGAGUGCUACUCAGUGGAAGUGCUUGUAUUUUCCAGCCUACGACACAGCAGUCGCCUCAGGAUGAGCAGGAGAAGCUCUUGGAUGAAGCCAUACAGGCCGUGAAGGUCCAGUCGUUCCAGAUGAAGAGAUGCCUGGACAAAAACAAGCUUAUGGACGCUCUGAAACAUGCCUCCAACAUGCUUGGGGAGCUCCGGACUUCCAUGUUAUCACCAAAGAGCUACUAUGAGCUGUAUAUGGCUAUUUCUGACGAGCUGCACUACCUGGAGGUCUACCUGACGGACGAGUUUGCCAAGGGAAGAAAGGUGGCGGAUCUCUAUGAGCUGGUGCAGUACGCGGGGAACAUCAUCCCCAGGCUCUACCUGUUGAUCACGGUUGGAGUUGUGUACGUCAAGUCAUUCCCUCAGUCCAGGAAAGAUAUUUUGAAGGACUUGGUGGAGAUGUGCCGGGGUGUUCAGCACCCCCUGCGAGGCCUCUUUCUGCGGAACUACCUUCUUCAGUGCACCAGAAACAUUCUGCCCGACGAAGGCGAGCCCACAGACGAAGAAACAACUGGCGACGUGAGCGACUCCAUGGAUUUCGUACUACUCAACUUCGCGGAAAUGAAUAAGCUCUGGGUGCGAAUGCAGCAUCAGGGACACAGCCGAGACAGGGAGAAAAGGGAACGGGAGAGACAGGAGCUGAGGAUUUUGGUGGGAACCAAUCUGGUGCGCCUCAGUCAGCUGGAAGGCGUCAAUGUGGAGCGUUACAAACAGAUUGUUUUGACGGGCAUACUGGAGCAAGUCGUGAAUUGUAGGGAUGCUUUGGCUCAAGAAUAUCUCAUGGAGUGUAUCAUUCAGGUUUUUCCUGAUGAAUUCCACCUUCAAACUCUGAAUCCUUUUCUUCGGGCCUGUGCCGAGUUACACCAAAAUGUAAAUGUGAAAAACAUAAUCAUCGCUUUAAUUGAUAGAUUAGCUUUAUUCGCUCACCGUGAAGAUGGACCUGGAAUCCCAGCAGAUAUUAAGCUUUUUGAUAUAUUUUCACAGCAGGUGGCUACGGUAAUACAGUCCAGACAAGACAUGCCUUCGGAGGACGUCGUGUCCUUACAGGUGUCUCUCAUCAACCUCGCCAUGAAGUGCUACCCGGACCGUGUGGACUAUGUCGACAAAGUUCUAGAAACGACAGUGGAGAUAUUUAAUAAGCUCAACCUUGAACAUAUUGCUACCAGCAGCGCAGUUUCGAAGGAGCUCACCAGACUUUUGAAGAUACCUGUUGACACGUACAACAAUAUUCUAACCGUCUUGAAACUGAAACAUUUCCACCCGCUCUUUGAGUACUUUGACUAUGAGUCUAGAAAGAGCAUGAGUUGUUACGUGCUUAGUAACGUUCUGGAUUAUAACACGGAAAUCGUCUCUCAAGACCAGGUGGAUUCUAUAAUGAAUUUGGUGUCCACGCUGAUUCAGGACCAGCCAGACCAACCCGUAGAGGACCCUGAUCCCGAGGACUUCGCCGACGAGCAGGGCCUUGUGGGCCGAGCCAUUCAUCUUCUGCGGUCGGAAGACCCUGACCAGCAGUACUUGAUUCUAAACACGGCACGGAAACAUUUUGGAGCUGGCGGGAACCAGCGGAUCCGCUUCACGCUGCCGCCCCUGGUGUUCGCGGCGUACCAGCUGGCGUUUCGCUACAAGGAGAACGCGAAAGUGGAUGACAAAUGGGAGAAGAAAUGCCAGAAGAUUUUUUCCUUUGCUCACCAGACAAUCAGCGCUUUGAUCAAAGCGGAGCUGGCAGAGUUACCCCUGAGGCUUUUCCUUCAGGGGGCUCUCGCCGCUGGAGAAAUCGGUUUUGAGAAUCAUGAAACAGUAGCGUAUGAAUUUAUGUCCCAGGCGUUUUCUCUGUACGAAGACGAGAUCAGCGAUUCCAAGGCGCAGCUGGCGGCCAUCACCCUGAUCAUCGGCACGUUCGAGAGGAUGAAGUGCUUCAGCGAGGAGAACCACGAGCCCCUGCGGACACAGUGCGCCCUGGCCGCGUCCAAGCUGCUCAAGAAGCCCGACCAGGGCCGGGCCGUGAGCACCUGCGCCCACCUCUUCUGGCCCGUCAGGAACACGGACAGAAACGGCGAGGAGCUUCACGGAGGCAAGAGGGUAAUGGAAUGCCUAAAGAAAGCCCUAAAAAUAGCCAAUCAGUGCAUGGACCCCUCUCUACAAGUGCAGCUUUUUAUAGAAAUCCUGAACAGAUACAUCUAUUUUUAUGAGAAGGAGAACGACGCGGUCACGAUUCAGGUUUUGAACCAGCUUAUCCAAAAGAUUCGAGAAGACCUCCCAAAUCUUGAGUCCAGUGAAGAAACAGAGCAGAUUAACAAACAUUUUCGGAACACGCUGGAGCAUCUGCGCUUGAGGCGGGAAUCACCAGAAUCUGAGGGGCCCAUCUACGAAGGCCUCGUCCUUUGAAGGAGGCGGGCUCACCACACUCCCUUCCCUGUACAUCCAGUGAGGGUUCUGCUAUCCUAGGUUUUCCUUCCAUAGAUUGUGCCUUUCAGAAAUGCUGAGGUAGGUUUCCCGUUUCUUACCUGCGAUGUGUUUUACCCAGCACCUCCGGACGCUCACCUUCAAGACCUUAACAGAGUUAUCCACGUCGUAAGUGUUCAGGCCUGUCUGAUUGCCCCAAGUAGCAUGAUUGAUUUGCGAUUUAAAAUUCCUAUGAUCUGUAAAAAAAAAAAAAAAAAAAAAACAAAAACAAAAGAAAAGAAAACAAAAAUACUUAAAAACCACUUCUCUCGGCCACUAAUGAAACUCUCCUUCCCUUUCUGUUUCGUUUCAUUGUUGAUUGUGUAAUUCUCUUCAUUACUUGGGGUACUAACCCGAAAGCGUCUGUCUCUUUGUUCUCUAGUCCAAUUCGAGGUUAAUUUAGAGGAAAGGGAUCCUGUAUGUGAAAUUCAGCUUGGGCUUUUCCCUAAAUGCAAGAUGAGGCCAUGUAUAAUAUUUUCCCGACAACUAGACUAUAUUAAUGCAUGUUUGAGGAUUUUAAAGCGCCAUGGUCAAAACCAGAAGCUAUAUUUUGCAUAUUUGGACUCGGCCAUCCAUCAAACCUAUGUUGUCCUCUGACAUAUUUAUCAAAAUAAUUUUGUUCUAAAUAGUAUAAAAUAGAAAAUUUGUGAUCUAUAUAAUUUAUGUAUAACCUUCAUUAUUGUAAAUUUAGGGGGAAAUGCAUCAUACAAUUAUGAUUUUUUUUUUUUUUUUUGCACCAGUGAGAAUAAAGUUGCUAUUAACAA